Molecule: messenger RNA, 2249 nt
Organism: Entelurus aequoreus (snake pipefish)
Lineage: Eukaryota; Metazoa; Chordata; Actinopteri; Syngnathiformes; Syngnathidae
Product: sodium channel subunit beta-1-like
Exons: 6
Coding region: 130-741 (203 amino acids)
Biological process (GO): sodium ion transport; regulation of heart rate by cardiac conduction; cardiac muscle cell action potential involved in contraction
Cellular component (GO): voltage-gated sodium channel complex
Molecular function (GO): sodium channel regulator activity
Source: RefSeq, a predicted model, not a curated record
CUUCUCGGUGCUUGCUUGAGUGCGUGCUUAGCCUGACCCCAUGUGUGUCUCCUGUCCCCAAAGCAUGACCCCGGCGGGGGUCAAAGUUGAGGGUAGCAGGCUGUCAUUGGCCGAGGCCUGCAGUGUGAGAUGCUUGCAGUGAUGGUGUGCGGCGGCGCCUGCGUGGAGGUGGACUCGGACACGGAGGCGGUGGCCAAUCAGGGCUUCAAGCUGGGCUGCAUCUCCUGCAAGAAGAGGGGGGAAGUGAAGGCCACGGCUUCUGUCAGUUGGUUCUUCCAGGCCUGGGACGACAACGUCUCCUCUGAGCUGUACACCUACGCAGAGAGGGAAGGCAAGGUGAUGGAUCCACGUUUCUAUGGCCGCCUGCACUGGAAUGGCAGUAAAAAUACGGAGGACUUGCAGGACGGCUCCAUCUACAUCCUGAACGUCACCUUCAACGACACAGGAACCUACCAGUGCAAGUUUAGGCGCAUGCUCAUCUACUCCAACAGUAUAUAUGAGACCAACCCAAAUAAGACCGUCAUCAUGAAGGUGGUGCCCCGAGUGACCAGAGGGAUGGCGUCCAUUAUGUCUGAGGUGAUGAUGUACGUGUCCAUCAUCGGCCUGCAGCUCUGGUUGUUGGUGGAGAUGAUUUAUUGCUACAGGAAGAUUUCAGCGGCAGGCGAGGAAGCUUUGAGAGAGAGCGCAGCGGAGUAUUUAGCGGUAGAAUCAGAAAGUAAAGAGGUGGAAGUAGCAGAGUGAGAGUCCAGCCUGGGCAAGAACUGGCGAAGAGACGGAUUCUCACUCGCAUCUUCAUCCUCCUCUUCAUCCUCUUCAUCGCCUCCGUCGUCAUGACAACAAGGGUCACUGGACUUCCUGCGGCAACAAAAAGGGGAUUUGUGUUGUGCGUGCACGUAGUGUGUGUGUGUGUGUGUGUGUGUGUGUGAGCACGUUUUUGCAUUUGCAUGCUCACCACAACCAACAAAACAAUUAUAGCAUAUAUAAUAUACACAUACAUAUAUAUAUACAUACAUACAUAUUUACCACACACACACUUUAUUGUAUUCCUUACCUUCUCAAGACCUCCCAAAAAUGCCUACCUCUUUAGGACCACCCUUUUAUAUAUGUAUAUAUAAAGAUGUGUGUUUACAACAUUAAUAAUAUAUACAUACUAUACAAAUAUAAAAAAGCUUGUUGUGAAAAAUGAGUUGGAAUUUCACAAGAAAAAGGUCACAAUUUCACAAGAAAAACUCAGAAUUUUGUCAGUAUUAUAAUAAAAGUCGUCAUUGUCCACAACCCAAGUCCAAAUUUUACAAGAAAAACUGAACAUUUGUGCAAUGUUAUGAUAAAAGUUGGAAUUUGACUCAAUGACAGUCGCAAUUUUACAAGAAAAGUUUACAAUUUUGCCAAUUUUAUGAAAAGAGUCAUAAUUUUACUCGACAAAAGUCACAAUUUUAGAAGAAAACUUAAAAAUUUUGGCAAUAUUAUAAUAAUAAUCUGAAUUUUUCUCGGCAAAAUUUUGACAAAAGUCCAAAAAUUUCACUAUUUUACAAGAACAACAAAAAAUGUUGGCAACAUUGUGAUAAGUCAGAAUUUUAUAUGACAAAUGUCACCAUUUUGUAUUAAAAAGUAAUAAUUUUACAUAAAAAGUAUAAUUUCACGAGAAAAUAUCGCAAUAUUACAAAAACAGAAAGAAUAAGAGAAAUUGUUCCCAAUUUUAUAAGAAAAAAGUCCACACUGUGAGAAAAAGACUGACUUUAGUUAAUUUUAUAUUUUUUUUGUAUUUUUUUGUUUGUAAUUGUUUUUUAAUCUUCAUUAUUUACUUCAAGUUAUUACAGUAUGUCUCUAUAUACAUAUAUAUUUUCUUAUUUUUAAUUAAUUUUUGCCAAAGGGGGCGCAUUUCAAUUUCUUACACACACUUGUUAUUACAUGUGUUGACCAGAGGGGGAGCACUUUUAAAACCAACAAACGGUCAAUUUGAAAAAUCUCUCCUUUUUGGGACCACCCUAAUUUUGAUAGAUUUCACCACCAGGGGUGCUAAUGAGACAUUCUCUAUUAGAUGCAAUGGUUUUCCGUAAUGGGACCAUGAUUUAUGUCCUAACUUGUUCACCGCGCCUCAAAUGGAAGCUACUUCUCCUUGUUGAUGUCUCAAGAAGGGUAGCAAUACAAGAACACACACACACACACACACACACACACACACACACACACACACACACACACACACACACACACACACACACACACACACACACACACACACACACACA